Molecule: messenger RNA, 3614 nt
Organism: Pelmatolapia mariae (spotted tilapia)
Lineage: Eukaryota; Metazoa; Chordata; Actinopteri; Cichliformes; Cichlidae
Gene: nrbf2b
Product: nuclear receptor binding factor 2b
Exons: 4
Coding region: 86-1006 (306 amino acids)
Biological process (GO): autophagy
Source: RefSeq, a predicted model, not a curated record
GUGGCUGUGCAGCGAGGCGACUCUUGCUUCCUUUACAGUAAUUUUCUUGUAAUUAUUUUAUUCGAGCUUUUGAAUCUCAGUGCGAAUGACAGUCAGUGAGGGACAGAGGCACGUUUCAUGUAGUGUAAGCCAUCGAAGAAUCGACUCCAUGGAGGUCGUGGACAGCCCGCUCAACCUUGCUCACCAGCAGUGCAGACAGGCCGACCGUUUGGUAGCUGCUGGGAAGUAUGAAGAGGCCAUCUCCUGCCAUGGAAAAGCAGCAGAUUUUCUGACUGAGGCAAUGAAGGCACCCGCGUGUGAGCAGGCUCGUUUGUCCAUGGAGCUACAGAGGGACAGUCACAUUAAACAGCAACGAUUAAUCCAAGAGCGCUGGAAGAGAGAAGCUCGGCGAGAGGCGGUUAAGACACGACUUGGCCUAGUGCAGGCUACCGGGCCAGGGUUCUUUUCAAAAUCUCCGUCCACAGGCAGCAGCCGGCCCUAUGCCUCUCCAGGCGCCUCAGCUGCAGAGCUUGGAAGCGUUGGGGAGAGGGAGUAUGACACCUUACUAUACCAGCUUCAGACUCGGCAGACUGGAGGAACACAGAUUUUAACUCCAAUGUGUUCGGGAUCUAAAACCACCAAAGAUGACAAAACUCGCCUGGAAGAACAACAGACGACCAUCGAGAACUUGCGACUCCUGGUUGACGGCCUGACGAACGAAAACCAGCAGCUGAGAGCCGAGAACGAGCGGCUACGACUGGAAAACAUGAGGCUGCACUCGGAGGCAGCCGACUUUGUGGAGCGCUCCGAGCUCUGGGUGCUCCCACAAGCAGGUGGUCCUAUGGGAACCGGAGUUGGACAGGGAGGGGAGAGCAAAAGGAAGGGAAAGGAGAUUGCAAUCCCUCAGCUGCCACCGUUGGAAAUGCCAGCUCAGGAAGACCUGUGUCUGGAUGACCUGCCUCCUCUGGAGCUGCCAGAGGACAUCCAGAAUGAACUGCAGGAGCUACUAGACAGGGAUAAGCUGUAAUAAAACACAUCACACACACACAUACACACAGAUACGACUUUGAGUUCAGAUGCCAAAAUGUUAUACGGUGAAAGCUGCCGGCUCUGACCCACGAGGCCUCUGCUCAGGUGGAAUCGGACUACAGAAAGUCAGACACCAGUCAGUCUUUAUGCAACUGGAGCAACAAACGAGAACAUCAGAGAGGGAGGAAGUGAUAACACUACUAUCACUGAUGCAAGGCAGUCCAAGUCACAGAUAAAGGAAACGUUCACUAAUCAGUGAGGCUGUAUGUCAGCAUGACUCACACUGAACUCUGUUUAAGGAGAGCAGGACAGGAAUACGGUCAAGAUUCAAGGUUUUUCCAAAACUUUCACUUAUGUCUCAAAGUCUUCUACCGUAUUAUCACAUGACCCAGAUCUCAUAUAUGGCAUUCAAUGACAGCUUAGUUCUGUCAACAGCAGAUCAGCUGAUAGUGUUUUCCACAGAUUUAGACUUUAUUUAUGGUGUUGUGGAGGGGGGGGAUGUGCAAGUGUGUGCAUUAUUAUGAAAGGAGACACACACACACACACACACUUAGCUUUCCUACAAGAGUUAUGACAUAAUUCUGUGUAUGUGUACUUUGUGGCUCCAAACUCAGCUGCUCUCAGAAUAACUAGUCCUGCGGAUGAACUCCGUCCUGGACUGGAAGUUUUGUUCCUCUGUGUGUUCGGCACCGCAGGCCUGAGCUGGAUUUUAAGUGACAUGAGAGAUAAAGACUGAGUGUUGAUUGUCUGGAUGAACUGCUCCUAAAAUUCUUUUGUAACCACACACAUGCAGAUGCAUUCAGAUCAUGAUCAUGUGUAACUUAAUUAUAAGAAAGCAUAUUGGUGUUAAGGAAAAGCUUGUAAUAGACUCACUGAUGUUUUUCUGAGCAGAUACUUGAAGGCUAAAAAAAACCAAACAAGCAUUCUGAUGAUCUUAUUAUUCCCCACCAGAAAUGUAGAGACACACAGGUUAUCAAUGGGUGUCAGUGGGGAUCAAUAGGAAUAAAGGAUGACGCACACACAGUGUCAUCAGCAAGCAGAUAUGUUGAUGGGCUGAUAUAUUCUGAGAAGUUGAUACAUUAAGGUUUCCAACAGAAACGCCAUGUGAAUAAUGACAAUGUUCUUCAAAGGUCAAAGGGCAGAGUCCAUCAGAGCUUUCACAUAGUUCUUCAAAAACAAGUGUAGUUGUGGGUUGUUGCGUCUCAGGAUGUCUGUAUUGUUUAUGAUGUUGAAGUCAUUCAUUGUGUCUUUUUGACUCUCUGUUAACAAACUAUAGUUUGCAUUUUAUUUCCUGUUUUGAAACAAAGUAAUUAUUCAUUAAUGGAAAUGUCCUGAGCAUUUGCAUUACACAGUACCAUAUCAUGUGGUGGUCACACAUACAUUAAACUACACUGUGAUCUAAUGGUAACAUCAGCUGUGUUUACUAUAGACCACAUGUGAAUACAGUCAGAAUACUUGAAUUUCACUCACUGAAACUUCUUGGAUGGGAUGCAUCUCAGCAGACCUGGUUUCCAACACACAAAGAGCAUGAAGGCAGUAGAGACUCCAGCUCAAAUAAACUCAUAUUCACUGGGGUGAGCAGACACUGACGGGCUGACUCUCUGUGUCAAGCCCCAAAGUUAAGCCUCACCAGUAUCCAAAUAGCAGAGGUAUGAAAGGCUACUCACCCUCCUUAUAGUUGUGGCAGGGUAAAACUAUUCUUUGAGGCCAGUGAACAUGCUUUCUAAUGUGGUUAGCUGGGCAUUGUAACAUGGGAGUCUAAGGGGAAAGAGUCACUCUUGGAGCGAGCUUCAAGUGGCUGUUGGAGGAACUACAAUUUUUGUCAGUUACACGUUUUUAGUCCCAAAUGUGGCAGUUUGUGCAUUACCUGGGAAGCCAAAAGAAGCACCUUAGGUAAUCUGAAGCUCUCUUAAAUGUUUGGAUCACAGUUAUCCCAGGAUGUGACUUUGAAUUUUUUUUUGUUUGGAUGCCUCAAAUAACCUAAAGAUAUUUUGAUCCACACCAUAAAAUCUGAUAACAAACAUCCAUGAUAACAGAAGGAGCAGAAUGCAGCAUAAACUGCAGGCAGGGCACGUUUAUAUUAUCAUAGGCCGUCAGUGAAAAUCCAGUGAGAAAAUCUUAAUCACAAAGCCAUCCCUUUAAAAGAUUCUUAUUGAUGGCUCAUUCAAGUCCCGACACUUUUACCGACUCCUGAAAUGAAGCUGUGGUGCAGCUUUAACCGAGCUGAGCAAACGUUUAGUCCAGCAUGUCUACGAGCAAAGCUGAUAGUUUAUGUCGGCACAACAGAAUAAAGAGGACUUGAGGCAACUUGUUUACUGUGUUGCUUGCAGUCUAAUGCAUGUGGCAUGUGCAUGCAUACUAUCACAUAUUUCGAGGCAUUUGUACAAACUCAUGUAUUCACUUAAGAGAGUGCAUUUCCUUCCUGGAUCUACUAUGAUGAAGAUGAAGACGUGGCUACACACAGGACACUUUGCUGCAUUUCCCAGCUAUGCAAAACUCAUUCAUUGUAAGCCACAUGUUUGGCUUAGCUGGCCUUUAAAUUGAUGGUGAUGUGAACAAUUGUACAAAAUGAUGUUCUCUUUUUGAAUAAAGCUAACUGACUGUCA